Messenger RNA from Penicillium nucicola, 882 nucleotides. Its product is annotated as SGNH/GDSL hydrolase family protein. NCBI's taxonomy places the organism in Eukaryota, Fungi, Ascomycota, Eurotiomycetes, Eurotiales, Aspergillaceae. Gene Ontology annotation, molecular function: hydrolase activity, acting on ester bonds. The transcript is spliced from 5 exons. The coding region runs from base 1 to 882 and encodes 293 amino acids. The record is from RefSeq and is a predicted model, not a curated record.
AUGAAGCGUCUUUUUAGUAUAAUGGCCGGUGUGGGAAUGGUUGCCGCUGGGCCUUUACAACAUCGAGCCACAGAGACGUAUUUCUUUACUUUUGGUGAUUCCUAUACCCAGAGCAACUUCGAUGUCAAUGGCACACAACCGUCUGCUUCAAAUCCAAUGGGAAAUCCAACCAUAGGCACCGGUACAUCUUGCGGUGGUCUCAACUGGGUCGAAUACUUGACCACAGUCGACAAUGCCUCGCUGAUACUCAGCUACAAUCUCGCGAUUGGGGGAGCGACAAUCGACAACCGAAUUGUCAGUGCCCCGUAUACAGAUAUGACUACACAGCUUGGUUACUUUGAGACCUCCUACAGUCAGAAGCCAGCCUCUGCGCCGUGGUCUGCCAGUGACACCGUCUUUGGAUUUUGGAUUGGAAUCAAUGAUAUUGGCUGGGCCUAUUCAAGCAAUGACGCCAGCGUCUUGGUUCCGAAACUAAUGGCGCAGUACGAAUCUCUUGUUGAAGAGAUCUAUGCAAAUGGUGGACGGAAGUUUUUGUUCCUCACUGUUCCCCCCACGAGCCGCAGCCCACUUUUCCUUGAUCAAGGGACGGACGUGGUAAAUGCCCACGCGGCGUGGGUCACGGCUUACAACAAGGGCCUUCAAUCGAUGGUCAAAAGCUUCAAGGCGAAGCACAGUGGCACCACCACCGUGAUUUACGAUACUUGGAGUUUCAUGACCAAGAUCCUCGACAGCCCCCAGAAGUAUGGAUAUCCGAAUGCCACCUGCAUCAGUGAAGAUGGGACCUCGUGCGUCUGGUAUAAUACCUAUCACCCAGGCUACAAGUAUCAUCAGCUGCAGGCAGCAGAUAUGAAACCGCACCUUAAGUCUCUUGGUGCGUGGUAA